AUGACGUGUGAGGGAUGGCCUGUUGCCACCAAAAAGCGAUACAAGGCCUGUGUCGACAAAACAAGUGAUUAUCAAGGCAACGCAGCCCCCAAACACUACAUACUCUUGAGUACAUUGAAAGCCGGCAUUGCGGCGGCAUAUCAGGUUCAGAUUCAUCCCGAGACUCUUGGCUUACCACUUGCUCGGCACUCGCCACUGAAACUCCAGCACGACAAACAGAGCGACGUGUCGCACAUUGCCAGGAACAAAAUCUUCACAAGCGUUGGUCUUGUCGCCCAGACGGAUGCUCUUAUUUACGCCGAAGCCUGUCUUCUGGGAAUGAGGCAGGAUGAACCAUGGCAGAAACCUGCUGCAGCGGAUGAGGCUCAUCUAGUAUCUUCGGCAGCUCCAAAGAUCGACACGAUCAUCACCCAACAGAGCAGGCUCGGGUGCAUCAUCGCAACAACGUCAAAGUGGAGGCGAUCUAGGCCACGAUCUGCAGCAACACAUUCGACCAAAGAUGAUCAAGUUUGCUGCAAGAUGUGUUUACACAGCCCCCUUCUUGGCACUGCGAAUACCACAGCUCAAUUUCAUGCGAAAGCGACAAGCGAAGUUCAAAUGUAA
Molecule: messenger RNA, 603 nt
Organism: Plenodomus lingam JN3
Lineage: Eukaryota; Fungi; Ascomycota; Dothideomycetes; Pleosporales; Leptosphaeriaceae
Source: RefSeq, a predicted model, not a curated record